Molecule: messenger RNA, 7102 nt
Organism: Nycticebus coucang (slow loris)
Lineage: Eukaryota; Metazoa; Chordata; Mammalia; Primates; Lorisidae
Gene: ANKRD29
Product: ankyrin repeat domain 29
Exons: 11
Coding region: 3254-4048 (264 amino acids)
Biological process (GO): RNA processing
Molecular function (GO): RNA nuclease activity; protein binding; RNA binding
Source: RefSeq, a predicted model, not a curated record
AGCGGCCACGGACAUGUGCAGGAUGUCCUUCAAGAAGGAAACUCCACUUGCCAACGCCGCAUUCUGGGCAGCCAAGAGAGGAAACCUGGCCCUGCUGAAGCUGUUGCUGAACAGCGGCCGGGUGGACGUGGACUGCAGAGACAGUGUACGGGCCCAUCACGGUGUUUCAUGUGCGCAUGCCCAGAGCGCGCACAUUUGGACACAUUUCCCUUUGCAGGGCUUGCUUGCUUGUUCCUGCAUUUGCUUGCUAUAUCCUUUGCAAAACGUCCAAAGUGGUGGUGUGAACUUAAAAACCUAACUGGGGGAAGUCAGAAAGGAAAGGAAACAGUUACACUACUUGCACAAAACAGAAGGGAAGGCAGCCACAGCAGAGAAAGAGGCACUUCCCUAGGAAUCAGAAUCAGCAAAUUACAAGGAGAAAAAAGUUGAGGGAAGGAAACCACUGUUUUAUGAAAAGACGGAGAUCGUUUAGCGCGCAAGUGGGUUGCCAUGGACGUGGGAGUUAGGUUUUCCUAUGAGGAUGAGAAAUCUGAGAAGUGACAGCCUCCACCCAGCCUCUUACUCUUCCUUCCAUUACCUUUUGCAAACAUAAAUACAGUAAUUGGCAAUUGAGAAGGGGUAAUAAAAAUAGAUACUACUGCCCACUAGCAGGCAUGAGAGAGCCCUUUCCCUCCCCAGCUGGAGGCAGUAACUUCUCUGUGCUCAGCAGGACUUUUCCCCAUCUCUGGGGACAAGGGGUUCCUCCCAUGAGAGAGUGAGCAGAGAUAUUUUGAUCGUAGGAUUUGAAUUAAAAUGUUUUCAAAGGAGCCUUAAUGUUUUCCUGAAAACAGGAUGUUUCAUUUCCAGCUUUUGUUGCACUGAUUUGGUAAAUGAAAUCUGCCACCAGCCCAAGAGCAAAAUAGCAAAGAUUGUUCCAACUUGCCCACUGGGGAACUGGGGCAGGAUAGUUUUGGUUGGCAACUCCAGCUCCACCCCACACCCUUCUUGUUCCAUGUCCUGAAGACAGAAUCACAUGGACUGUCCCCAGUUGGGUUUGUCCUGUGGCACGUUGGCAGGAGUCAAAGGGUGGGAGGAGAGGGACAUCUGUGCCCAGUGCCCUCCCUGUCUGUCUGGCACCAGUGCCCCUGCCCUCUGCCACCUGGAGACCAGUACCUUCCCCUCACUGCCUUCAGGCUUUGGUCCCAGAGGCCCACUUUUCCUAGCUGCCAGUAUUACACUGUUCUUUGUAGUUUCCCAGGCCACAGCUUUGUAAAUAGUCUCUUUAUUAAACUUUCUUCCAAUCAUCCCAAUUUGAAUAUGCCAUCUGUUCCUUGUCAGAACUCAGGCUGAUAGGGAGCCUUGGGCGUCUGGGAACUGGCCAUCCCAGUCUUAAUCAGGCCCCACUGGGCCAGUUCCUACCUCAUGCUGGGCAAAACUGUGGGGUAAAAUCACCAGUUUUCAUUGUGGCUUCACCCACUGACCAGUCUGAUGACCACUUUUCUCCGUGGGCUUGAAGCCACCCCUUUCAGACUCACCUACGACUUCCUCCCAGCUUCCAGCUUCCCAGGGGUGCCCCGCAGUGCUGCCCUCGUCCUGCUCAGCUCCCUUUCCACAUCAGGAGGCCUGUCCCACCACCUUCUUUCCCUCAGAGCUCACACACUCUGCUAUCUGCUGGGAGAACAGUAGCUAUUGUGACCAAAAAUUUUGCUUUUAUGAAUAGACAUUAAUAUAUUUAUUUAAAACAAGAAGUCAUCUUAUCAGGAGCUUUCUGGAGAGAUGAUUGAUUAACCCCGUGGAGUAAGUCUAAGUGAUGGUAAUUUCAGACAUCUCCUUCAUUUUGAAAAGACCUGUAAGGCUGGUGGUGACUGAAACAGGGACAUGUUUGAAAACAGUGCAGGCCUUUCUUCCCUGUGGAAUGUCACUAGCUAAGUUUUUGCUUCUUCUGUGUGCCACCUGAAUGUGGAGUCCAGGUUCCAGAACAGUUUCUUACAAUGCUCAUUGAUGUCUACACUAGUACAGCCCUGCUAUUGGGGCCAGCCCCAGGAGGGCCAUGGGAAUGCAAGGAGGAGCCCCUGGGGCCCUGUUGGGAAUUGUUCCUAACCUCGAGUAUGACUUUUCCAACAUUGUAAAGAACAAAUAUUUAAUCUCUAGGCUACCCGCUAUACACCAAAGCUUUGAUGUGCUAACACCCAUUCACCUUUGAUUCCUAGAUCAAUGCUGUCUUUCCGUGAUGUUUUUAUUUUUUGCUUUGCCUCCUCCCUGACAUCCAUGUGCCACCACGAUGCGAAUGGCAAGAUUCUUUUAGCUUUUUUAGGUGUAUUAAUGGAUGUGUUUUUUAGCCUUUUUUGUUUUAGACUUGACUACAUUUAUGUACAUUUAUAUAUGCUCUGUUCAAAAGCAGUAUUUUUUUGUUUUGUUUGUUUGUUUUGCAGUUUUUGGCCGGGGCCGGGUUUGAACCCACCACCUCCAGUAUAUGGGACCGGCGCCCUAAUGCUUGAGCCAUAAGCACGGCCCAAAAACCAGUUUGUUUUUUAAAGAUAUAGUUUACCAUCAGCCACUGAAAUGAAGUAAUCUUAAUAUUUAGAGAAUGAAAAUCAGUCAGGCUAAUAGGUUUUUAAGUAUAAAGGAAGGAUUUUGUGCAGUUUAGUAAAUACUGCCUUAUUCUUCUUUGUUCCAACAUGACUUUGUCUCAAUUAACCAUGAUGUCAAUUGAACUGAAAUACAAUCUGUGAAGUAUUUUUGUUGUUUGUUUGGUUCAACUUUCCUUUGAAACAGAUGAGCCUAACAGUUUUUAUUUUCCUUUUUAAAUAUUGAAAUUAAGUGAUUCGUACCUUCUCUGACUCUUAUUGUGAGAUCAGUGUGACCCAUGAUAACAGAUUUUCUCCACUCUCGUGUAAAAGCCUAUAUUCAUAGCAUAUCUAGUCAGUCUGGCUUUUGACCAAGUGUGGUAGUUCAUCUGGGUUGCUGUAUAACAAAACAUCUUAGACCGGGUAAUUUAUAAAUAACAGAAAUCUAGCCAGGAAAUCCAAGAUCAUGGCUGCAGCAGAUUUGGUUUCUUUCUAGUGAGGGCUUCUGCUUCACAGAUGGUGACUUUUUGCUGUGUCCUCAAUGGUGGAAGAGAGCAUGGAGCUGCCCUCUUCAGCCUCUUCUAUGAAGGCACUAAUCCUAUUCAUAAAGCAGGAUUUUGGCUCAGAAAUCAUUUAAUAUGAAUCAUAAAAUAAGACUAUUAUGUCACUGCUGACUUGAAAUGCAAUAACUAUGGUUCAUCUGGACUAUGUUUCUAAAGGAAGUGGAAUAUGGUACCACGCUCCUGAUGGUUGCCGCCUAUGCUGGUCACAUAGACUGUGUGAGGGAGCUGGUUCUGCAGGGCGCAGACAUCAACCUCCAAAGGGAGUCAGGUACAACUGCCCUGUUCUUUGCUGCCCAGCAAGGCCAUAAUGAUGUUGUAAGAUUCCUCUUUAGAUUUGGAGCAUCUACUGAAUUUAGGACCAAAGAUGGAGGCACCGCCCUGUUGGCCGCCAGCCAGUACGGGCACAUGCAGGUGGUGGACACCCUGCUGAAGCACGGAGCCAACAUCCAUGACCAACUUUACGAUGGAGCCACUGCCCUCUUCUUGGCUGCCCAAGGUGGUUACUUGGAUGUUAUUCGAUUACUGUUGUCUUCAGGAGCAAAAGUCAACCAGCCAAGGCAGGACGGGACGGCGCCCCUGUGGAUCGCGUCCCAGAUGGGCCACAGCGAGGCGGUGCGGGUGAUGCUGCUGCGCGGGGCCGACCGCGACGCCGCGCGGAAGGAUGGCACAACAGCAUUAUUGAAAGCAGCCAACGAAGGGUAUAAUGAUGUUAUAGAGGAGCUGCUUAAAUUCUCACCCUCUCUUGGUAUUUUGAAGAAUGGGACAUCGGCGCUCCACGCGGCCGUGCUCAGUGGAAAUAUUAAAACAGUUGCACUGCUCCUGGAAGCAGGGGCGGACCCAUCCCUGAGAAACAAGGCCAAUAAACUUCCAGCAGAGCUCACCAAAAAUGAACGUAUUUUGCGUCUCCUUCGAAGUAAAGAGGGUCACAGAAAAAGCUAACCGAGUUCCGUAUGUGAUGGAAAGAUGGAAACCUUAACCAUAUUGUGCAAAAAGAAAUUGCUUUUUAAAAAGGGUUGGAAAUUCUUUUAAGAAAGAAAAUGCCCAGAAUGGCCACUCUGUUGGUCCCUGAUGAAGAAGAGCUGUGCUCUCUGCUCCGAGUCAAGAGCAGAACAGCUCAGGGAUCCCUUCUUCAAACCCCUUCCCAUGGGCAUCUCAUACCACCCGGUAACUCAACUCCCGGGAGACCUGGCACAUUCAUGGAUUCUCUAGAAACCGUGCUAACUCAGGUCCCUGGCUUACACUCUAAGAUGGACAGGGCUCUCAGUACUAAACAAGAAUGCUUUGUUCCUUUAAAACUGAAAGGCUGACCUUCAAUGAGUUGAUGCACUUUUGCUUUUGUGUUAAAUGUAGGUGUACUUAAAUACAUAGCUCCAUCAUAGUCUACAUAUAUGUAUGUGUAUGUACUUCAGUGUAAGAUUUUUUCUUCUACCCAAGGCCAUAGUCCUGGUUAUUCUGAAUCAAUGAUGUGUACCAUACAUUAUUAAAAAGCCAUUCACACAUUAUGUGUGACAUUCAAAGGACUGUGGAAGUACAGAAAAGACAAAUGACACAUUUAUUAGUUAAUCCUCAUCUUAUUUCUGACAUGUAAAAAUAAUUUUUACUUAGACUGACCAUUGCAGCUAUGUUGGGAGAUCAGUGGAGUAUUUGAAAAUUCUGAAAAUUACAAACCAAGAGAAAUUUAGGCUUCCUCUUUGAUCUUUUAUUUUGGUUCUACGACCGGGAAUCUGUAUUUCCCAGGCCAUAAGUAAGUAACCUAACAUGCUGUGGGAUCUUGAGCUCCCAGGCCUGCAUUGCUUGAUACAAUGACCUUGAGGUCCUUGGAUAAAAUGUGAUAUCCAAGUACGAUAUGUUCCUAUUACUAUUUCAGGAGUAUAAAUAAUAAAAGACUGUUAUUAGCAUUUAAUAAGCGUUCAUCUAUGCAUGUUCUUGGGUUGGUUGAUUCUAAGAAAGUAACCUGAGCUUUAUUAAAUUAUUCCUUUGCGCAGGAUCAAAACUGAUAUUCAAUGCACUUUAUAAUCAAUGGUGUCUAAACGUCUGGAUCAGUGCCUAUCUGCACACAUAAAAAUUAAACUUUCUUUCCAUAAACUACCAUAAUGAACACUCAUGGUAUUUCUGUUACUUAAACACAUCUUUGGUUUUCUUAUUCAUUUUCUGCUCUGGUUUCUAGUCAAUGGUCUUUGUAAAGACAUGAAAAGAUGGAGAGAAACAUAGUCCCAAAAGAAUUUUUGUUUCGAGCGGCGCCUGUGGCUCAGUGAGUAGGGCGCCGGCCCCAUAUGCCGAGGGUGGCGGGUUCAGACCCAGCCCCAGCCAAACUGCAACAAAAAAAUAGCCGGGCGUUGGGGCGAGUGCCUGUGGUCCCAGCUGCUCGGGAGGCUGAGGCAAGAGAUUCGCGUAAGCCCAAGAGUUAGAGGUUGCUGUGAGCCGUGUGACGCCACGGCACUCUACCCGAGGGCGGUACAGUGAGACUCUGUCUCUACAAAAAAAAAAAGAAUUUUUGUUUCAUCAACUUGCAGUGGUACUAAAAGCAUUAUCUUUAAGUCAGCAAAUAAUAGAAUAUAUUAAUAGUUUUUGAAAUUAGAAGAUACUCUCUUUUUUUUUUUUUGAUACAGAGUCUCAUUAUGUCCCCCUGGGUAAAGUGCUGUGACAUCACAGCUCAGAGCAACUUCAAACUCUUGGACUCAAGCAAUUCUCUUGCCUCAGCCUCCCUUGUAGCUGAGACGACAGGUGCGUGCCACAACGCCUGGCUAUUUUGUUUGUUUGUUUGUUUUAGCGGACUCUGACCGAGUUUGAACCCACCAGCCCCAGUGCAUGUGGCCAACGCCCUAACCGCUGAGCUAUGGGCACCAAGCCUGAAGAUAUACUCUUAAAAUUUAUAAUGAAUGCAGCAAAAAUCAGCUUAUUUCAAUCGGUCAAACAAAGCCAGUGAUAAGCAACCCUCUGCCCCCAGUGAUGCCUGACUACCUAUGCAAAAAGCCUACUAUCUAAUUUCAGGAUGACAUAUUAGAAAAGUCUAUGUUCCUGAAACAUGGAGAUAUAAACAUUUUGGUGGCUAAAAAGCAAUGCCAAUUUCCUUAAUGCCCUUCUUUUAUUCGGCAAAGUUGUAUACACAUUUUCCCCACAGGAAUUUCAAAAAGCUGUACUCAUUUUGAAGAAGAAAAUAAUAUCACCUUAAAUGCUUUCUAUUUUUCUCCUUAUGCCAAAAAUAGUUGCUUAUCACUGAUAUAAAACAAAAUGUUAAUAUGGGUACUGAUAACAAAGUUCCAAAAGACAGAAUGGGAUGAAUCACAAACAAUGCUUUUCACUUAAACUUGCCAUUGGCCGAUUACUUAAAUUGUUUUAAAUGUAUAAUAUUCUGGCUCAGCGCCCACAGUUAAAUGGUUAGGGCGCUGGCCACAUACACUGAGGCAGGCAGGUUCGAACCCAGCUGGGGCCUGCUAAACAACAACUGCAACAAAAAUAUAGCCAGGUGUUGUGGCAGGCAUCUGUAGCCUCAGCUACUUGGGAGGCUGAGACAAGAGAAUCGCUUGAGCCUAAGAGUUUGAGGUUGCUGUGAACUGUGACACCAUGGCACUCUACAAAGGGUGACAAAGUCAGACUCUGUCUCAAAAAAUAAAUAAUAUUAAUAAUAAAUAGAUAAUAUUAUUGAGUGACAUUACAGUGCUGAAAAUGAACCCAGUAGCUUUAACAACAUGUAGGCCUCUUACUGCAGUGAAGAGGUAGGCGUGUUAGCAGGAUCACAUUAGAUUUACAUGAGAGUACCGUAUUAUCCAUACCAAAGACUAUACAAAAAGGUGUUUUAUUUUAAAAAUUGUAUUUUAGUUUGUGCACAUGUACAUGAUUCUUAGGUUAUCUAAUUCACAAGUCAGUUAGCUCUGCAUCCUAACAUGUAAAACUACUGAUUCCUAUGUAAAUUGUCUGCUUAAUUGAACUAUAAGCUUUUUGAAUACAUUUGUUUCAUGACACAUCUCAUAUUCUCAUUCAAAAUAAAGUCAA